AUGAUGACCCCCGCCGACAUUCUGGACAACAAAGGGAAGCCAAUAAGCGACUUUGAUCACCUGCAAGCCCAUAUCUAUGCCAUAGGGGCCGGCCACAUAAACCCCAUCAAGGCCACUGAUUCGGGCCUGAUCUAUGACAAUAGCCCAGACGAUUACUUGCCUUAUUUAUGCGCUUAUGGACCUACUUCUUUUACCUUUACGAGAACUGUAACCAACGUUGGUGAUGCAAAUUCUUCUUAUGAGGUGGACAUCAUCAAACCAGAAGGUGUAAAUGUUGAG
Molecule: messenger RNA, 279 nt
Organism: Amborella trichopoda
Lineage: Eukaryota; Viridiplantae; Streptophyta; Magnoliopsida; Amborellales; Amborellaceae
Source: RefSeq, a predicted model, not a curated record